GUCACCGCCAACUGCUCGUAGUAUAUAACCCACCUUUGUCUAACACAACGGGUUGCGGUGCCGCCAGUGCUGCCCAAACCUUUGUUUUACAUCGUCAUCUUGUCGACGGUUCGCGGUGCCUAUUUCCCUGAUCACCGCUUUAUCCACCCAGAAAAAACCACAAAAUAAAACAAUAUAUUUACUUGUCACAUUCCUCCUAAAUUUUGAUUAUACAGAACCAUUAGUUUUUUUCUGGUAAUUUGAGAUGGCACAGGCUCAGGUCCAGCCACAGCCACAGCCACCUGUUUCUCCUCAAAACGGGGUGGUCAGCCCUGGAGGGGGUCAGUUCUCGUCGACUUCCCUUUAUCUUGGGGAUCUUGACUUUAAUGUUUAUGAGUCGCAGCUGUAUGAUUUGUUUAGCCAGGUGGGUCCGGUCGUAUCGGUCCGGGUCUGCAGGGACGUGAGCAGCCGCCGCUCCCUUGGCUAUGGUUAUGUCAACUAUAGCAACUCCCACGAUGCGGCACGUGCAUUAGAUGUAUUGAACUUCACUUCUGUCAACGGCAAAAUGAUUAGAAUAAUGUAUUCUUCUCGUGACCCUACCCUUCGCAAAAGUGGUGCAGGAAAUAUUUUCAUCAAGAAUUUGGACAGAGCAAUUGACAACAAAGCUCUGCAUGAAACUUUCUCUUUAUUUGGGAAUAUAUUAUCUUGUAAGAUAGCAACUGAUCCUUCGGGGCAAUCUAAAGGAUAUGGUUUUGUACAAUUCGACAAUGAAGAAUCUGCCAGGAAUGCAAUUGAUAAGCUAAAUGGUAUGCUAUUGAAUGACAAACAAGUUUAUGUUGGACCUUUCCUUCGUAAGCAGGAAAGAGAAACUGCUGUAGAUAAGAAAAAAUUCAACAAUGUCUAUGUCAAGAAUCUUUCAGAUUCAACAACUGAUGAAGAUCUAAAGAAAAUUUUUGGUGAAUAUGGGACUAUUACUAGUGCUGUAGUUAUGAGAGAUGGAGAUGGAAAGUCUAGACGUUUUGGAUUUGUUAACUUUGAAGGCACUGAUGAUGCAGCUCGAUCUGUUGAAGCUCUCAAUGGAAAGGUUUUUGAUGAUAAAGAGUGGUAUGUUGGAAAAGCACAGAAAAAAACUGAAAGAGAAGCUGAGUUGAAAGGAAAAUUCGAGCUCACAGUGAAGGAGACAGUAGACAAAUAUGAAGGACUGAAUUUAUAUGUUAAAAACCUAGAUGACAACAUCACUGAUGAUAGGCUUAAGGAGUUAUUCUCUGAAUUUGGAACCAUUACUUCAUGCAAGGUUAUGCGGGACCCUAAUGGCAUAAGUAGAGGAUCAGGAUUUGUUGCCUUCUCAACUGCUGAAGAAGCAUCUCGAGCUCUUGUGGAGAUGAAUGGUAAAAUGGUAGUUAGCAAGCCGCUUUAUGUUGCACUUGCGCAACGGAAAGAAGAAAGAAGGGCAAGGUUGCAGGCACAAUUUUCACAGAUGCGUCCUGUACUGGUGCCAGCAGCUGCCCCCCGAAUGCCAAUAUAUCCCCCAGGAGCUCCAGGUCUAGGACAGCAGCUAUUCUAUGGUCAAGGACCACCUGCUAUCGUUCCUCCUCAACCUGGAUAUGGGUAUCAGCAGCAAUUUGUUCCUGGAAUGAGACCAAAUUUUUUUGUGCCAAUGGUCCAGCCAGGCCAGCAGACCCAGCAUCCCGGAGGUAGACGGUCUGGGGCAGGGCAAAUGCAACAACCUCAGCAUUCACUCCCUAUAAUGCAGUCGCCACAUAUGCUUCCUAGGGGGCGUGGCUAUCGUUAUCCUUCUGGUCGCAACAUGCCUGAUGGUCCCUUUGGCGGUGUUCCUGGGGCAAUGCUCCCUGUUCCAUAUGACAUUGGUGGAACGCCCUUCAGGGAUGCUACAUUUUCUCUGCCAUUGCAAACUGGUGCUUUGGCUUCGGCUAUUGCUAAUGCAACACCUGAGCAACAGAGAACGUUGCUGGGUGAAAAUUUGUACCCACUUGUGGACCAGUUGGAGCAUGAUAAUGCAGCAAAGGUGACAGGCAUGAUUCUAGAGAUGGAUCAGACCGAGGUUUUGCACUUGCUAGAGUCUCCUGAAGCCUUGAAAGCCAAAGUUGCUGAGGCUAUGGAUGUUCUACGGAAUGUUGCCCAACAACAGCAGCAGGGUGGUAGCCCCACUGAUCGGAUGGCCUUGCUGUCUUUGAAGGACAACCUUGUUUCUUGAGUUCCAUGCCAGUUGUGGCUAUGGCUAGCGGUAUACUAUGUUUAGUACUUAAUAUAAAAUGAAUGGUUGGUGUGUUUUUGAUGUUUUCCUUAAGAUAGGGGUGGCCUCAAUCUUCGUAUGCUUAAAAUUAUGCUUGUUUGAGACUUUUGGGAUCUUAUUCUCGCAUUAUGGUUGGAUAUUUAUUUAAUUUGAAUAUCUGGCAUAAGCCGUGAAAGCCA
Molecule: messenger RNA, 2412 nt
Organism: Tripterygium wilfordii
Lineage: Eukaryota; Viridiplantae; Streptophyta; Magnoliopsida; Celastrales; Celastraceae
Product: polyadenylate-binding protein 4
Exons: 9
Coding region: 245-2194 (649 amino acids)
Cellular component (GO): ribonucleoprotein complex
Molecular function (GO): RNA binding
Source: RefSeq, a predicted model, not a curated record